GUUCCCCUUGGCUGCGGAAACUCUAUAAGAACGAGCCGGGUCCCCUUCUCUCGAGCAGUCAGCAACAGGAGUCCCGUCCCCGAUACUUCAGCCGCCACAGGACUGAGACGUCAAACCUCUCGCUGGGGCUGGCCCGGGUCACUGACUGCCAUGCAGCAGCCCUUCAGUUACCCCUAUCCCCACAUCUACUGGGUGGACAGCAGCGCCAGCUCUCCCUGGGACCCUCCAGGCUCGGUUCUCCCCUGUCCGACCUCUGUGCCCAGAAGGCCUGGUCAAAGGAGGCCACCACCACCACCGCCACCACCACCACCUCCGCCACUGCCACCGCUGCCCCCACUACCGCUGCCACCCCUGAAGAAGAAGAGGGACCACAGCACAGGCCUGUGUCUCCUCGUGAUGUUUUUCAUGGUUCUGGUGGCCCUGGUGGGGUUGGGGCUGGGCAUGUUUCAGCUCUUCCACCUGCAGAAGGAGCUGGCCGAACUCCGCGAGUCUACUCGCCAAAAGCAUACAGCAUCAUCUCUGGAGAAGCAAAUAGGCAGCCCCAGUCCACCUUCUGAAAAAAAGGAGCCAAGGAAAGUGGCCCAUUUAACAGGCAAGCCCAACUCAAGGUCCAUGCCUCUGGAAUGGGAAGACACCUAUGGAAUUUCUAUGAUCUCUGGAGUGAAGUAUAAGAAGGGUGCCCUCGUGAUCAAUGACACGGGGCUGUACUUUGUGUAUUCCAAAGUGUACUUCCGGGGUCAAUCCUGCAACAACCAGCCCCUGAGCCACAAAGUCUACAUGAGGAACGCUAGGUAUCCCCAGGAUCUGGUGAUGAUGGAGGGGAAGAUGAUGAACUACUGUACUGCCGGGCGGAUGUGGGCCCGUAGCAGCUACCUGGGGGCAGUGUUCAAUCUCACCAGUGCCGACCAUUUGUAUGUCAAUGUGUCUGAGCUCUCUCUGGUCAAUUUUGAGGAAUCUAGGACAUUUUUUGGCCUAUAUAAACUCUAAGAAAAGCACUUUGGGAUUCUCUCCAUUACAGUUCCUUGCUAGAGACACUGAGA
Propithecus coquereli (Coquerel's sifaka) is the source of this 1040-nucleotide messenger RNA. RefSeq names its product Fas ligand (TNF superfamily, member 6) (gene FASLG). The record is from RefSeq and is a predicted model, not a curated record. The coding region runs from base 151 to 987 and encodes 278 amino acids. Gene Ontology annotation, biological process: immune response; apoptotic process; positive regulation of canonical NF-kappaB signal transduction. The transcript has 4 exons. Gene Ontology annotation, molecular function: tumor necrosis factor receptor binding. Lineage: Eukaryota; Metazoa; Chordata; Mammalia; Primates; Indriidae. Gene Ontology annotation, cellular component: membrane.